UAUUUCUCUCUGUUUCUUUUUUAUUUUUUUGAAAUCCUCUCUCUGUUGUGUAUAUAUCAUGGUUGUUUUGCUGCGGUCAGCAAUGUUUGAUUCGUGAAUGUAAUUUGUAAGAAAUGGCAAUUACGUGAUGAAUUUGGAAUUAUGGUUGAAGGAUCCAUUCAGACUCAGGCAGCUGGCAUACUGAAAGGAUUUCAUGGCAGGCAGUGGCCUGCCGUCUUUGGGUCGUGUGAAGCUCACUGAUCUAGUACCCUCUGAAGGGCUUGCUUCUGAUUCUUAUAAAUUAUCAGUCUCGACUUUGUCACAGUCACUAGCUCAAUAUUCUGCUGCCAUCAUCCAGUUUCCUGCAAGUGAUGGGGCUCUUUUAAGAUCUGGAUUGGAUUCUGCUCGCCUAUACUAUCACCAAAGAGCAUCAUGCCCAGCUACGGAUAUGAUGCAUACCAAUGACUCUCGUGAGUGGUGCAAGACGUCCGGAUAUUAUGCAGAUCCUCAGCUGUGGCUAGAAACUUAUGAUUACAGGCCAGGCCUGACUCCUAAUGAGCCCAACAGUGUAAUGGAGUUCCCUCCAGCUGGUUUGCCAGACAUAUUUGCUCUGCUUGGAAAGGCAGCUCGGGACAUUCUGGAUGCCAUCAGCUUCUAUUUGAACUUGCGCAGCUCUCCAUUUACUGAGAUACUAGAUAAUGUUCCCCUGAGAGAUCGGGAAAUUUCAUCUUCGGUAUUGUCUGUUUGCUGUCAUGCGAGGACAUCAUUUCAGGGAGCACAACACCAUAAUUUAGCAACCCAAGAGGAUGGCCAGUUGGUUAUGUAUCCUGACCACGAUCACCAAGUUGAUAAAAGCUUGAUAUCUCUUGUUAAGUCAGAUAAGGCAGGUUUACAUAUAAGAGAUAUUCAUGGCCGAUGGAUGGUAGUGGAUGAAGAUCUUGGUCCUCAAGAAGCCAUUGUUUAUCCUGGGCUUGCACUGUAUCAGGCAACAGCAGGGUAUGUCAACCCUGCGUUGCACAGAACAGAGAUUAAUAGUCCCCAGGGAAACAUGUAUGGACGAUGUUCUUUGGCUUUCAAACUCAUGCCCAGAUCCAUGACCAGUCUCAGUUGCUCACAGAUGAGAGCAGCUGGUCACGGGGUUGAAGCUCAGUUCCAGCUUGCAGUAUCGGUGGAUGACUUCAUGCAGAGAUCCCACCCAACUGAUCAGCUCUUUAACAGGCAGAAUAUCCAGUGUUUCAAUUUUCCUACAGCCCAAGAUGGAUCUAUGAAGCCCUUGAUGAGGAGGAGGAAGAAUGAUUCAAGAAGCAAACCUUUGCCACCUUCCAAGAGGUUACGGCUUGAGGCUCAGAGAGUUUUGAAGGAGAGGGUUCAGGAUAUUGCUGAUAAGAAGGGGAUCAAGCUGAGGUUUUGUAACCUGAAGGAAUGUGAAAGUCAUGUUCACACGCUAGAUAGCCCAUGUGCCAAUAUAAGAAUGGAGAUUGGGUGGCCACCUGGAGUACCAUUUGUUCAUCCCCAUGAUCUACCUAAUAAGGCAAAGAUUGGAUUCCUUGAAGCAUAUGAACCUGGUUGGACAGCUACUCAUGAUAUGGAGUUAAGUCUAACUGAACCUGGACAGGCCAGUCAACGCUCGGCUAAUUGUAACUGAGAAUUACAUCAUCUACAUCUUGAAUGUUGAAUCCUGUGAACGCAUAUCUUCAGUAUUACUCUUGAAUGGCCUGGAGUUGGGUGCAUAUGAGAGUCUGUGCUCUAAGAGAGAAAUGAGGUUUCCCUCCAGAUCUUUAUUAAAACAUAGCUUUAUCCAAGUUUCAUUACAAAAUUUUUGUAACAGUCACCUAACUAGCUUCAUAUGUUACACCCUGGAACAUAACUGUUGUUGUUUUUGAAACUUUUUGUUUUUGUUUCUAUAUUGUGGUUGAUCUCAUUGGUUCUCCCUUGGUUGCAAUUAACAAAAAAUGGUGUACAAAUUCUUGUGUGCAGGAAUCAAUGUCCAUAGUUUCAAAUUUGUGGCCACCCUUGAUCAGCUUGUGAGUAGAUGGUUUGCAGGAACUGUUUCCUAGUUGAACUUGCCCGUGACUGGUUUGCUUGAAUCCUAUACCAUUCCGUCCUGGGUUGUGUUGCUGCUUCUCAUUGCAAGUUUAACUCAGGACGAGGCGUCAUCCACAAGACGGUGAUAGAUAUCUGUAAAUAUGUAAUUUUUAGGAGAGCUUGGCGUUGUUAUGAAGGACCAAUCUCAAGAGAGACUGCCCAAUUUAUGAUGGAAAACGUCUACGACUGAUUUGUGGAAAAGGAAUGAAUAAGGAGAGAAAAUGUGGCGGAUUUGUUUUCAUUUGGAAAGCAACCAUCAUUGUAUUUUCAUCCAACUCAAGGUGAGAACGUUGGAUGGAGAGCUAGUAGCAAUGUUGACCGUUGGUAAUCUUUGUACAUUGUGCUUAAACCUAGGAUUCCUCACAAUCUUAUUCUUCUUUUCCCAGUUACUUAGAAAAAGAAUCAUAACUUCUUCAUUUAUUUAUAGAAGACAUAUUAUGCA
This is a messenger RNA of Corylus avellana, 2506 nucleotides long. Its product is annotated as 2-oxoglutarate (2OG) and Fe(II)-dependent oxygenase superfamily protein. Lineage: Eukaryota; Viridiplantae; Streptophyta; Magnoliopsida; Fagales; Betulaceae. The record is from RefSeq and is a predicted model, not a curated record.